Messenger RNA from Bradysia coprophila, 1494 nucleotides. RefSeq names its product acyl-CoA Delta(11) desaturase-like. NCBI's taxonomy places the organism in Eukaryota, Metazoa, Arthropoda, Insecta, Diptera, Sciaridae. The record is from RefSeq and is a predicted model, not a curated record. Gene Ontology annotation, cellular component: endoplasmic reticulum membrane. Gene Ontology annotation, molecular function: iron ion binding; stearoyl-CoA 9-desaturase activity. Gene Ontology annotation, biological process: unsaturated fatty acid biosynthetic process.
AGUGUGACCUGUUGUUUGAUCAGCACAUCAUAAGAUUCGAAAUAAAGAUUUAGUGUAACUUUUUUAACCGAGAAAUAAUUUUUGAAUAAGUAAAUUUUCGUAUCGAAUGCGCAGAUUUACCAGUGAUUUACAGGUAUACGCUGAAUUAAUGCAGAUAAUAUAAAGAAAUAUGGCUCCAAAUCAGCACGGUACGGUUGUCGAAGAUGAUGUAAACGUUGUGAAACGACCAAAGACAGAUUUUCUGCGAGAUUAUCCAAAUGCUGAUCCAUACGACACAAAACCAGGUGAAAAGCCGUAUAAAUUGGAAAUUGUCUGGCAAAAUGUGCUAUUGUUUGCUUACUUACAUUAUGUCUGUGUAGCUGCAAUUGCUUACUACCCCGUUAGUGGCUUGGUAAUCUUUUUCGGAUUCAUGUAUGGAUUCAUAAGUUCCUAUGGAAUUUCGGCUGGUGCUCACCGGUAUUGGGCACAUAAAUGCUACAAAGUUAAACGUCCAUUGUACUACAUUUUAUUGUUUUUACAAACAACUGCCCUUCAAAAUUGCGUCAUUGAAUGGGUCCGUGACCACAGAGUCCAUCAUAAAUAUUCUGACACAAACGCUGAUCCACAUAAUGCCAGCCGGGGUUUCUUCUUUUCACACAUGGGUUGGUUAAUGUGUAAGAAACAUCCUGAUGUCGUGAAAUAUGGCAAACGUAUCGACAUGACUGAUCUAACAUCCGAUCCUGUGCUUCAGUUCCAGAAAAAGUAUUACGUACCGCUGGUGUUGUUCUGUACAUUUGCCUUACCCAUUACACUAACCAUGCACAUUUUUGGCACACCUUUCUGGACCGCAUUUCAUUGGCACGUUUUUCGUUAUGUGGUGUCGUUGCACAUUACUUGGAGCAUCAAUUCUGUGAGUCACAUAUGGGGCAGCAAGCCGUUCGAAAAAGAUAUUAAGCCUACCGACACAUUUGCUAUCGGAUUUAUGGCCUUUGGUGAAGGCUGGCACAAUUACCAUCAUGUCUAUCCAUUCGAUUAUAAAGUUUCUGAACUUCCGCACUACUGGUGCAAUUUUACCAUUCCAUUCAUUGAUUUUUUCGCAUGGAUUGGUUGGGCCUACGAUCUAAAAACCGUAUCCGACGACAUGAUAAGACGACGCGUUUUACGUACCGGUGACGGCAGUCAUAGAUACUCGAAAGAAGCGGCUAAGCACAAAACGACAAACGAAUUACUGGCAUCUUACAAUAACAACAAUGUUGAUAGUGAAGAAGAUGCAGAACGGCUCAGACAGAAUGUUGCCCGGAUUAGAGAUCACUAUUGGGGUUGGGGCGACAAUGACAUGCUAGAGGAAGAUAUAAACGAUAUCAGAACAGUGAAUCCGAAAACUUGCGACUAAAUGUUACGUGUGGUUGUGUUGCAAUGGUAUACAUAUAAUUUUUUCUAUUCUUUUCUGAUUCAAAAGGUCACACGGGUUAUGUGUAAUGAUUUAGAAGAAAAUAAUAAUAAAAAAAAAUCUUC